This is a messenger RNA of Vitis vinifera (wine grape), 1796 nucleotides long. Its product is annotated as furcatin hydrolase. The record is from RefSeq and is a predicted model, not a curated record. Lineage: Eukaryota; Viridiplantae; Streptophyta; Magnoliopsida; Vitales; Vitaceae. Gene Ontology annotation, molecular function: beta-glucosidase activity. Gene Ontology annotation, biological process: carbohydrate metabolic process. Bases 72 to 1592 code for a protein of 506 amino acids. The transcript has 13 exons.
UUGCUUCUAGCUGUUGCUUUCUCUAUAUAUAGAGAGUACCACAAAGCAAUUUGUGUGUAGCAAACUCAGAAAUGGCUACUCAAGGACCUCUUCUCUUCUGUUCCCUUGUCCUAGUCCUCUCAUUUGCCCAUUGUCAUGGCGCAAAGCCCUCAGCUAUAUUCAGCAGGCGUAGCUUUCCACCUGGUUUUGUAUUUGGAGCAGCCUCAUCAGCCUACCAGUAUGAAGGAGCAGCACAUGAAGGAGGUAAAGGCCUGAGUAUCUGGGAUACCUUCACUGAAAAACAUCCAGAAAAGAUCUCAGAUGGGUCAACAGGAAAUGUAGCCAUUGAUUUUUAUCAUAAAUAUAAGGAGGACAUUAAACUGCUGAAGUUCAUUGGCAUGGAUGCUAUGAGAUUCUCUAUCUCCUGGUCUAGAGUACUACCAAGUGGAAGAGUGAGCGGGGGAGUGAACAAGGAAGGUGUCAAAUUCUACAACAACGUCAUUAAUGAGCUCUUAGCGAAUGGGUUGAAGCCCUUUGUGACACUUUUCCAUUGGGAUCUUCCACAAGCCCUUGAAGAUGAGUAUGGUGGAUUCUUAAGUCGUAAAAUAGUGGAUGAUUAUCGUGACUAUGUUGAUUUUUGCUUCAAACAAUUUGGGGACCGAGUGAAGCAUUGGAUCACUUUGAAUGAGCCAUACGUCUUUAACUACUAUGGUUACUCAACUGGGACUUAUGCACCCGGUCGAUGCUCCAACUAUUCUGGCACUUGUGCCUCUGGAAACUCUGCAACUGAGCCCUAUAUAGUAGCACACAACCUGCUUCUUUCUCAUGCUGCUGGUGUGAAACUGUACAAGGAGAAGUAUCAGAAUUCUCAAAAGGGAAUCAUUGGAGUAACCCUAAUAUCAGCUUGGUUCCAGACAAAAUAUCCAACAACUGCAGGUGUCAGGGCCUCCCGUAGAGCUCUUGAUUUCAUGUUAGGAUGGUAUUUACAUCCAAUCACAUAUGGAGACUACCCAAUGAACAUGCGAUCCCUCGUGGGGCAUCGACUGCCCAAAUUCUCCCCACUAGAAUCCGAAAUGCUCAAAGGAUCAAUUGAUUUCUUAGGAAUAAAUUACUAUACUUCAUAUUAUGCCACCACCUCCACAUCUGCAGUUAACAUGAUGGAGCUAAGCUGGUCUGUAGAUGGUAGACUCAAUCUAACCACGGAGAAAGACGGGGUUAACAUUGGUCAACCAACUCCAUUGGGCUGGCUUUACAUUUGUCCAUGGGGAAUCAGAAAACUUAUGCUCUACAUCAAGGAAAAAUACAACAAUCCAACCAUUUACAUUACAGAGAAUGGAAUGGCUACAGCAAAUAAUGCUUCAGUGCCUGUCAAAGAAGACCUCAAUGAUACCUUGAGGACAACAUUCCACCGUGGACAUUUGUACUAUCUCUCAAAAGCUAUCAAGGAGGGGGUCAACGUGAAGGGAUACUUUGUAUGGUCUUUUCUUGAUGACUUUGAAUGGGACUCCGGUUUCACCUUUCGUUUUGGCCUUGGUUAUGUGGAUUACAAAAAUGGUUUAAAGCGAUACCUAAAACACUCUGCUUAUUGGUUUAAGAAGUUCCUCCACAAAUGAAAAAAAAAAAAAUGUAAUCCUAACUAAGUGGCUUUCAUCUCCUCCUAUAAUUUGGUACUAUUAAAUUAGUAUGAGUCAUGUGCUAAAGAAGAUCUUCAAGUUCUUAACAAUGAAAAUAAUGUUCAUGUUUGUUGUACUAAUUAGAGAAUUGCUUUAACCCCACUAUAUUAGUAAUUAAGAGGAAACCUCGUCUUUCUCACUUCA